This is a messenger RNA of Ixodes scapularis (black-legged tick), 761 nucleotides long. RefSeq lists its product as uncharacterized. The transcript has a single exon. Gene Ontology annotation, molecular function: aspartic-type endopeptidase activity. The record is from RefSeq and is a predicted model, not a curated record. Lineage: Eukaryota; Metazoa; Arthropoda; Arachnida; Ixodida; Ixodidae. The annotation marks the transcript as partial. Gene Ontology annotation, biological process: proteolysis.
CGAAUCGACGCGCCUGGUGCUGGAGGUGCGACGCGAACCACUCCGAGGACGACUGCCGGCACCGCAAGACCAUAUGCCACAGGUGCGGCACCAAGGGACAUCUGGCGAGGGUGUGCAAGUACAGUCGGCCCAGCCAGCCAGGUGCGUACGCGCUGGCGGACAUCAACACCGAGGAAGAGAGUGGCGAGGAAAUGCUUCACGCCCUGGUGGCUCACAGUACAGCCAACAAAGACACGACGCCGCCGAUAGAGCGGGAUUUGUUAUGGGAAGGCGGGAAGCUGCGAAUGAUUCUGGAUACGGGCUCCCCAGUCAGCGUAAUUCCCGAGAGCGCUUUCAAAAGACACCGUAAACGGUGGCCGGCCCUGGAAACGACCCCCCUACGCUUGUCGUGCUUCCUGGGGCCGCUGCCCGUUGUCGGCAAGAUCACCAUGAGUGUACAGUACGGACAGACGCAGGUGCGCAGCUCGUUGAUUGUGGUGAACUGCCCAGGGCCGCUGCUUUGCGGUAGGAAUACGCUGCGGGCGUUUUACGACGCAGGGGCACCGCUUCUAGAAACUGGGGCACCGCUUGGGGUGAACAUGGUGCAGGCCGGCGCAGAGGGGCAGGACCUACUGGAAGAAUUUGCAGACGUUUUCGAAGAGAAGCUGGGGUGCUGCCAGGGCCCACCAGUAAAGCUGUACAGGAAGGAAGAUGCGCGACCCCGUUUUUGUAAGGCGAGGCCGGUGCCCUACGCGCUUCGCGACAAGGUGUCGGCGGAAAUC